AUGGCGGCCUCCAAGAUACGUUUAGCAAUACUGGAUGAUUACCAGGGGAUUGCUGCAGCCAAGUUCUCUCAUCUGCAGCCCAAGUUUGAAGUCACCACCUUUUCUGAUAAUAUCAAUCCCAGCGGCAAGGCGGAAAAGGAUGCCCUAAUCGAACGCCUUCGACCUUUCACGGUUAUUUCUACGAUGCGCGAACGAACACCAUUGUCGAAAGAUGUGAUCACAUCUCUUCCCAACCUCAAAUUGGUCCUGACUACAGGAAUGAAAAAUUCAGCAAUUGACAUGGCUGCCUGUGCUGAACAGAACAUAAUCGUUGCCGGUGCAAGGGGAAUCGGAAAGUCCGGUGAAGAACAUUGCUCGCGACGAUGCGGCUGUCAAGUCUGGCCUCUGGGAGAUUCCUCCGGCUAUAGGCUUGAAGGGAAAACAUUAGGUCUAUUGGGUUUCGGCAACUUGGGUGCCAGAGUUGCCUCAGGAGGUGUGUGGGCCUUUGGGAUGAAGAUUCUAGCAUGGUCUAGCAAUCUCACCCAGGAGGUUGCAGAGCAGAAGGCCAAAUCGUUUGGUCUUCCCCCAGGGACAUUCAAGGUGGCCGCUAGUAAAGAAGACUUGCUCAAGGAAGCGGACGUGUUAAGCAUUCACUAUGUUCUGUCUGAACGAAGCCGAGAUAUCUUGGGAGAGCGAGAGCUCGCUUUGUUGAAACCCUCCGUACUCUUGGUCAACACCUUAAGAGGGCCUCUUGUCACUGAGAAAGCUUUGUUGGAGACUUUAAAUCGCGGCAGGAUCAAGGGCGCGGCUUUGGACGUGUAUGAGGUAGAGCCGUUGCCGAUGGAUAGCCCGUGGCGAACAGCGGCUUGGGGAACGGAUGGCAGAAGCCAAGUGCUGCUCAGCCCACACAUGGGAUACGUCGAAGAAGGAGCCAUGAAUAGAUGGUAUGAGGAUACAGCGUUGAACUUGGAGCCAUGGCUUGAGGGAAAGGAUAUCCCGACAAGGUUCAACUGA
Molecule: messenger RNA, 993 nt
Organism: Cladophialophora bantiana CBS 173.52
Lineage: Eukaryota; Fungi; Ascomycota; Eurotiomycetes; Chaetothyriales; Herpotrichiellaceae
Exons: 2
Coding region: 1-993 (330 amino acids)
Molecular function (GO): NAD binding; oxidoreductase activity, acting on the CH-OH group of donors, NAD or NADP as acceptor
Source: RefSeq, a predicted model, not a curated record